AUGCCUCUGGUUCCCCAACCUCAGAUUGCCUCCCAGGUGGCCCGGCUCCCACUGGCCAAAUUCUCCCAUACGGCCACCUCCAUCGACCACAGCGGCCCAUUGUCCUGGAUCCAUGUCAAUGGCCAUGGAGAUCUUGUUUGUCUCUUGGACAAGUUCUCCGGCAGCUCAUCGACACCAUCAAGACUGAUCCUGCGAGUCGUGAACAACCACGGAGUUCUGGUCCGUCGAUUCCAACUCAAAUUCACCCAAGAUCGGGAUUACUACUCGACACUCGCCAUUCUGAGCGGGAUUAAUUGCCCAUUGACAGAAGGGAGUGCAUCCACCCAAACACUGCAGAGACCACCUUCAACCAGUUCGUGGACAUCAGUCCCCUCGGUCCAAUUGGUGACCACCACAUUGAGAAAUGUGAACAACGCAAUGACCCCAGACAGCAAUGGGCCCGGUCCUUUUUAUCCGGUCGUCGGAUAUGAGCCUGGAGUACACAUAAGCUCAAGCCAGACGUCCGAUGCCAUAUCCGUGCAGAAAAAGGCCAGGCAUAUCGCAUCCGAGUCUCAGAAUCUCGAACAAGAAAGAGUAAGCAGCCGACCUGCCAGCACGCCAGCCUGCCACGACGAGGGUCAACUCAACCGGAUGCUUCCACCACGACGGGAACUCCCUUUCUCGAAGACGGGCAAGAGAAAAUCUCGAGCGGACAGCACCAGCGAGCGAAUUUCUGAGCAGUUCGUACCCCAAUCCUCAACCGAGCAGGAAGCCAAUGCACUUCGAAUCCAACGACCGGACCCAUUGAGCGAGACUAAAGCACUUUCACGUCCGGACUCAUAUGUCCCAGACUCGCAACCCCGGUCUCCGUCUCAGCCUUUUCCCUCAGCCCAACCAGAUCAAGUACGACGAUCGCCAGAGCUCCAGCCGUCCGCCGCGCCAAGCCAACGCUUGCCUCGCACAAUGGUCCGAGGAAGAUCUCCCGAAAAUGCCGAUACCCAGCUGGCCCGGACACAGGAAUACAUCCCCACUUACCAAGUCACCUCUACCGAGAACCAGCUCGAGCAGUACAUUAAUUCUCCAAGCGCAGAGCGAAUUGCCUUCUUGGAAAACUGGAUGUGCGAGUUACUCGAUGACGACAAGUUCCUUACUCUAUGUCAGGACGUUGAGGGGACGUGGAGACGCUUUGCGUUCGGGCAGAAGAGAGGGUUGGAGUGA
This is a messenger RNA of Penicillium atrosanguineum, 1197 nucleotides long. RefSeq lists its product as uncharacterized. Gene Ontology annotation, biological process: reciprocal meiotic recombination. Bases 1 to 1197 code for a protein of 398 amino acids. The transcript has 2 exons. NCBI's taxonomy places the organism in Eukaryota, Fungi, Ascomycota, Eurotiomycetes, Eurotiales, Aspergillaceae. The record is from RefSeq and is a predicted model, not a curated record.